AUGGGAUUCUUGACGAAAUGGCUCAAAAACUUCAUGAUACCAAAAAGUGAGACUCUGCAAAGCCAUGAUUCGCAGUCUUUUUCAAAGGUCCAUCCACGAACUUAUGCGCCCAAUGAACUCCCAUUAGUAUCCACUAGACCGAACAUUGGCGAGGAUUGGCUAACAUGGAGCAAUGAAGCGUCUAGCAAAAGCCUCCUGAAGGUCAAAAAAUGCUCUAAUCAUCUUCCAGACACGACAAAUUCUAGAUUGACAGAAGCUGAACGGUUUGCCAAAAAGCUCCGUGAAAACCGACAAGGAAAACUAUCUCUAUCUUAUUCGUGCAACAAUAUCAACCAAAAAAAACGUCCAUUGAUGCUCAACCGCCCUAUAGGUGCCAUUUCCGGAGGCCCACUAGGUACAGCGAACUUCUCCCUACGAAAAAAGCCCACUUUGAGCAGUGCUGUACUUGACACUGUUCGUCCUGAGAACUUCGAGAAGUAUAAAGAGCUGCACACCAAAAAGAUUCACCUCUUAGAGCAGAUUAAGCUUUGGAGACAGGAGCACGAAAUAUCCUCACAGCUUCCACCAGUCAAGCGUAUUCAGCCACUCGAUAAGGACUCGAAAUUGCUAGUCAAUAAGUUUUGGACGUCUAGAUCCAAAAACGACGUAUUAGGAGAAGUUUAUCGCGUUCAGCUCAGCGUAGCAGACAUCCAGACCCUUCGGCCCCGGGCGUGGCUUAAUGACAAUGUGAUUGAUGCGUAUUUGGCCGAAAACAGUUCGAAAACAGAAUCGAACACUUUUGCUUUUACAACCCAUUUUUACACGCGCUUAGAGCAGUCGGGAUACACUGCUGUAGCCAAAUGGGCGAAGCGUAAGAAAAUCAAUAUUCUGGAGCUUGACUAUUUGAUUGUACCGGUUAAUCGUGGCAACAUGCAUUGGUGCAUGUCAAUCGUAGACAACGCUAAGAAAACUAUAUCUUUCUACGAUUCAUUGAGCUCUGGGCGAGGCGGUGACGAUGUUGUUCGAAAUCUGGUCGAGUACCUGGUCAAAGAAGCAGAUCGCUUAGAACCUGGUCAGCGGGACAAGCAUAUUGAAAUUUUCAACAACUACAAAGUAAUACCACAAGCGGAUUGCCCUCAGCAAAAUAAUGGAUUCGACUGUGGCGUCUUUGCCUGUCAGACAGCUGUUAGAGUUUCGAACGGAAGCCCAUUGGAUUUCGACCAAAAAGAUAUGGAUAUUAUUCGAGAGCAUAUGGCAUUUAAUUUAUUGAAACUUGCUGGAAUCUAG
Wickerhamiella sorbophila is the source of this 1266-nucleotide messenger RNA. Its product is annotated as Ubiquitin-like-specific protease 1. The transcript has a single exon. Gene Ontology annotation, molecular function: deSUMOylase activity. Lineage: Eukaryota; Fungi; Ascomycota; Dipodascomycetes; Dipodascales; Trichomonascaceae. Gene Ontology annotation, cellular component: nucleus. The record is from RefSeq and is a predicted model, not a curated record. Gene Ontology annotation, biological process: protein desumoylation. Bases 1 to 1266 code for a protein of 421 amino acids.